GCAAACUCUGGGAAAUAGUGAAGGACGGGGAAGCCUGGCCUGCUGCAGUCCUGGGGCUCACAAACAGUCAGACACAACUGAGUAACUGAACAACAACUCAAUGUUCCUAGAUAGUCCUUUUGGUUGGAAGUAUCUGCGAGCCCUCACAGAAGGGCACCCCUUGGCCUGACCCCUGUCCCCCCGCUCCUACAGCCAUGGAGGCGACUGCGGCCAGCACUUCCUUACCUGACCCCGGCGACUUUGACCGGAACGUGCCCCGGAUCUGCGGGGUGUGCGGGGACCGAGCCACCGGCUUCCAUUUCAACGCUAUGACCUGCGAAGGCUGCAAAGGCUUCUUCAGGCGGAGCAUGAAGCGGAAGGCGCUCUUCACCUGUCCCUUCAACGGAGACUGCCGCAUCACCAAGGACAACCGCCGCCACUGCCAGGCCUGCCGGCUCAAGCGCUGUAUUGACAUCGGCAUGAUGAAGGAAUUCAUCCUGACUGAUGAAGAGGUGCAGCGGAAACGGGAGAUGAUCCUCAAGCGGAAGGAGGAGGAGGCCUUGAAGGACAGCCUGCGGCCGAAGCUGUCGGAGGAGCAGCAGCACAUCAUCACCACCCUGCUGGACGCCCACCACAAGACCUACGACGACACCUACUCCGACUUCAGCCAGUUCCGGCCUCCAGUUCGCAAGGAUGAGGACGAGGGAAACCAUGCUUCGAGGUCGAUACUCACGCCCAGCUUCUCUGGAAACUCGUCCUCCUCCUGUUCGGAUCACUAUACCUCCUCUCCAGACACAACGGAGCCAACCAGCUUCUCCAACCAGCAUCAUAGUGAAGAAGACUCCGAUGACCCUUCUGUGACCCUGGACCUGUCCCAGCUCUCCAUGCUGCCCCACCUGGCUGACCUGGUCAGUUACAGCAUCCAAAAGGUCAUCGGCUUUGCCAAGAUGAUCCCAGGGUUCAGAGACCUCACCACUGACGACCAGAUCGUGCUGCUGAAGUCGAGUGCCAUUGAGGUCAUCAUGCUGCGCUCCAACCAGUCCUUCACCCUGGACGACAUGUCCUGGACCUGUGGCAGCCCAGACUACAAGUACCAAGUCAGCGACGUGACCAGAGCCGGACACAGCCUGGAGCUCAUCGAGCCCCUCAUCAAGUUCCAGGUGGGGCUGAAGAAGCUAAAUUUGCACGAAGAGGAACAUGUCCUGCUCAUGGCCAUCUGCAUUGUCUCCCCAGACCGCCCCGGAGUGCAGGACGCCGCGCUGGUCGAGGCCAUCCAGGACCGCCUGUCCAACACGCUGCAGACCUACAUCCGCUGCCGCCACCCGCCCCCAGGCAGCCACCUGCUCUAUGCCAAGAUGAUCCAGAAGCUGGCGGACCUGCGCAGCCUGAACGAGGAGCACUCCAAGCAGUACCGCUGCCUCUCCUUCCAGCCCGAGUCCAGCACGAAGCUCACACCCCUCCUGUUCGAGGUGUUUGGCAACGAGAUCUCCUGACUCUGGCGGCCUGUACUGGCGCCUGGGAAGGGCAGCCUCUCCAGGGCUGGGCACCCAGGCCUGGGGCUGGCGGCUACCCAGCAGCCCUUUCCACACCUGCUGGGGUUCAUCCCCUCCUCCCCCGCCUCUCCUCCCCGGCUGGCCCAUCCUCUCUCCUGCCCCAUCUAAUGCCA
This is a messenger RNA of Budorcas taxicolor (takin), 1645 nucleotides long. RefSeq names its product vitamin D receptor (gene VDR). Lineage: Eukaryota; Metazoa; Chordata; Mammalia; Artiodactyla; Bovidae. The transcript is spliced from 10 exons. Gene Ontology annotation, biological process: multicellular organism development; negative regulation of transcription by RNA polymerase II; cell differentiation. The coding region runs from base 195 to 1472 and encodes 425 amino acids. The record is from RefSeq and is a predicted model, not a curated record. Gene Ontology annotation, molecular function: nuclear receptor activity; vitamin D response element binding; zinc ion binding. Gene Ontology annotation, cellular component: nucleus.